Brassica oleracea var. oleracea is the source of this 1566-nucleotide messenger RNA. RefSeq names its product AT-hook motif nuclear-localized protein 11. Gene Ontology annotation, molecular function: minor groove of adenine-thymine-rich DNA binding. The record is from RefSeq and is a predicted model, not a curated record. The transcript is spliced from 5 exons. NCBI's taxonomy places the organism in Eukaryota, Viridiplantae, Streptophyta, Magnoliopsida, Brassicales, Brassicaceae. Bases 364 to 1389 code for a protein of 341 amino acids.
CACACAAGAACCAGACAGAGAGUUAGAGAGAAAAAGAAAAAAAACCCCUUUCUUCUCACCAUUGUUGAUGGAGGAGAAAGCUCAUGAAUCAAAGAGAAAAAAGCAUAUGAAAAACUGAGCCGUCUCCCUCCUCUUAUGGAUCUACUUUGUGUGUGUGUGUGUGUGUGUUAGAUAAGCUUUGAGAGAGAUUUUCUAGUUUGCAUGUUACCUUACCCUCCAAGUAUUUAUCUUUUAAAGCCUUAUCAGCCCUUUAGAUUCUGAUUUGUUCUUAUCCAUUUAUCAGAUCUUUUUAUAAGGUCCCCCGGUGAGUUUUUGCAUCCUCUUGUUUAAAAAAAAAUAAAAAAUAAAAGGUCAGAAGAAGCUAUGGAUCGAAGAGAAGCUAUGUCGGGUUCUUACUACAUCCAGAGAGGCAUGCCUGGUUCUGCUCCUCCUCCUCCUCCUCAGACACAACAGCCGUUUCACGGAUCACAAGGGUUUCACCAUUUCUCCAACCCCAACUCUCCUUUCGUCUCGAACCCAAACCUGAACCAAGUAGGCGGCGGCGGCUCCGCUGCAUUCGUGUCUCCUCCUUUACCGAUCGAGUCUUCUCCGGCUGACUCUUCAGCGCCUGUUGCGGCUGCUCCUCCUCCGUUGUUUGGUGAGAAGAGGAAGAGAGGACGGCCUAGGAAAUACGGACAAGAAGGUCCUGUUUCCUUGGCAUUGUCUCCCUCCAUGUCCCCAAACUCUAACAAACGUGGCCGUGGUCGACCUCCUGGCUCCGGCAAGAAGCAAAGGCUUGGUUCCACUGGUGAAUUGAUGCCUUCAUCGUCUGGGAUGAGCUUCACCCCGCAUGUAAUCGCAGUUUCAGUUGGUGAAGACAUUGCAUCAAAGGUACUGUCUUUUUCGCAGCAAGGUCCAAGAGCGACUUGUGUCUUAUCUGUUAGUGGUGCAGUCUCUACUGCAACUAUUCUACAGCCAUCACCAUCUAAUGGAGCUAUUAAAUACGAGGGUCGUUUCGAGCUCUUGUCUCUCUCGAUCUCUUAUCUGAACGCAACUGACAAUGACUACUCAAACCGCACUGGAAACCUAUCCGUCUCACUCGCUAGCCCUGAUGGUCGUGUCAUUGGUGGUGGAAUUGGAGGGCCUUUAAUAGCUGCAAGCCCAGUUCAGGUUAUCGUUGGGAGCUUCCUUUGGGCGGUUCCAAAAGGGAAGGUUAAGAAACGAGAUGAAGCUUCUGAAGAUGUCCAAGACACGGACGGUUUGGAGAAGAACGACCACAACACUGCACCAACUUCACCUCCUCAACAAAGCCAGAACCUUGAUCAGACUCCUGUAGGCAUGUGGUCAACCGGUUCAAGAUCAAUGGAUAUGCAUCACGCCCACAUGGACAUUGAUCUAAUGCGUGGUUGAUUCAUAUGUGUAGUAGAUAAGCAUUGAAUCUAGGAGAAGAAGAAAAGCUAACCUCUCUCAGAAAAAUGUCUUUUGGUUAUGUUUAGGACAAGAAAAAGACUUGUAGUGAUUUUCAGAACUCUUGUGUGUUCUUUAGCUUUUGGUUUAUUGAUUGAAUUGCAAUUUCAUAUAAUGUUA